Oreochromis aureus is the source of this 1955-nucleotide messenger RNA. RefSeq names its product TBC1 domain family, member 7 (gene tbc1d7). The transcript has 9 exons. The coding region runs from base 309 to 1247 and encodes 312 amino acids. Gene Ontology annotation, biological process: activation of GTPase activity; negative regulation of TOR signaling. NCBI's taxonomy places the organism in Eukaryota, Metazoa, Chordata, Actinopteri, Cichliformes, Cichlidae. The record is from RefSeq and is a predicted model, not a curated record. Gene Ontology annotation, molecular function: GTPase activator activity.
CUUAAUAACAUUGUAUGGCAUCCGGAGUAGGUUGUCAAUUUAUCUGUAGAAUUUUUAUCUGUUUAAAUUGUUCUUAUCACUGGUUGUGACGGCCGCUUUAAUACUAUUUAGUGGUCUCUCGGAUAAUUUUUACUUUAGAGUAGUUAUGCUUUGAGCUGGUUAUCUGUUCCUAAGCUAACAUUAGCUUGUUUGCUGACGUUAUGUAGCAAAUAGCUGUACGUGUGUGAAACAGCCUGUCACAGCCGUCUAAAUUUGUGUGGCUCAGGGUCGCGGGAGCCCGAAACGCUUUGAAACGUCAAGGUGGCACCAUGGCUGACGACCCUCAGAGAAAUUUUCGCUCUGCAUAUUACGAGAAAGUGGGUUUCAGAGGAGUGGAGGAGAAAAAGUCCCUGGAGAUACUACUCAAAGACAAUCCUCUGGAUUUAGAAAAGCUAAGCACCUUCAGUCAGCGGUUCCCCCUUCCUUCCAUGUACAGGAUUCAUGUGUGGAAGGUACUGCUGGGCAUCCUACCUCCACACAGUGACUCUCAUGCUCUGGUUGGGGGCUACAGGAAAGAGCAGUAUCAGGAUAUCCUGGAAGCUCUGGAAGUGAUGAGAUACAUCAACUCCUCCACACCCUCCACCCACGUUUACUUGCGCAUGUUCCAACUGGAGAGCCAGACCCUCCCGCGAUGCUCUGAGACUUCACUCCCGGAUGAAGAGAAUGAAGACUUCCUCUCCAUCAGCCGAGCCAUGGAAGAGAUUGUAGAUGAUCCUGUUGACUGCUACUGGCUCGUCAAGUGUUUUGUCAAUCAGUACCAUACAAAGUUUGGAGACUCAGUACCUCACCUUCCAAAGAGCCUGGAGCAUUAUCUGAGUCAGGAGGAACCUCGACUGCUAAACCAUCUGAAGAACAGCGGAGCCCUGCAUCAGCUGCCCUACAACCUCUGGUUCAGACACUGCUUUGCUGGCUGCUUGCCUGAAUCCAGCCUGCAAAGAAGGCUGCCGGCCAUCUUUUCUUCAUCAACCAAAGCCACAAUUUACAAAGAAUGGGUGUGGGACAAGGUGAUCAGUGGCUCUUGUAAGAUCCUGGUAUUUGUGGCCCUGGAGAUCCUGCUGAGUUACAAAAUUAUGUUGAUGGGCAUCAACCGUCCAGAGGGCGUGGUCAGAUUCUUGUGCAAUAUACCGCAGGAGAACACAGACGCCAUUGUCACUAAAGCCAUUGAUUUGUGGCAUAAGUACUCUGGCACCCUGAUCCAUGCUAUAUAGCAACACGGAGCCAGACGAGGAAAAUAUCUGGAACCAGAAGUAAUCUUCUUUCCUGGAAUCCACCUGGACUCGCAAUGCUUCACUAAGACACUGCGGCACUCGCCGUCCACGGGGCUUUGUCUCUGCAUAACUGAACUGAACUGAAAACUCAUCAUGGCUGCUUUUGAUAAGCCAGGGGACCUUUUCAUAACGUCGAUUUUCCAGGUUUUCCCUGCGACUCUGGCAAACCAUUCUGGUGAAAGAGACUUGAGUUGGUGGUGGGUGGAAAAAAAACAAAACAGACAAGGCAGUAACUUAUUAUUUUUUUUAAUAAGUUUCUUUCUUUAAGAAACUGCAUACAUCAUAGAAGACUCACAAUAAAUUAAUACCCACAUGCAGGUCUUUCUGCUUUACAAAAAACAUUUGAAAAGCCUUUUAAUUUAUGUACAUCCUCUUAGAAUUCUGAGAAGAGUUUUCUCAAAACAUUUUUUAAACAUGUACAAGCGACAGUAAUAUUACUGACUCUUGCAUACGCACACACUCAGACACACAAUCAUAACCCACGCAGCUCGUUCUCACCAAUAACAUGGUAAAAACCUCCAAUUCAUGGACCCAAUCUUAAGUGUAAACCAUUAAAAAGGGAGAAAAAAAAGCAAAUUGUAAGGUGGCAGGAUUGACACGUUUCGUACCGAAAAGGCUCAUGUCAGACAAUAAAAGGUGAAAUGCAAA